Molecule: messenger RNA, 2321 nt
Organism: Spirodela intermedia
Lineage: Eukaryota; Viridiplantae; Streptophyta; Magnoliopsida; Alismatales; Araceae
Source: the annotation of a GenBank genome assembly
AUGUGGCCCACCCCCGCCACCCCCCCCCACCACGCCGUUCCCCCUUCCGACAGCGCCCUGACACAGCCCCGACAAUCUAAGCCGUCCAUUGUGGCCCGCCGCUGAUCCCAUUAUUGGAGUUUCCUGACCGUCCGAUGGUGAUGCUGACCUGGGGAAAAUCCUAGUCGUCUGAUUUAUUCUCCCCGUGCUCCCUUCCUUGCAGAUACGUAACCUACGGCGGCGAUUAUCCCUACCAACAGGUAACAGCCACUCUAAUCAGCUUAUUGGGUGGGCCCACUGUUCUUAAAUGUAACACGUGCGAGUCACGCGUGCCAGGCUAUGUACAACCCUCAAAUUGGGCCGCAGUACUACGCGCAGAUGUAUGGGCCGUCUUCAUGGGCCGGAGUUGUUGGGCCGCCUUAUCAGUACGCACCUACUGCCGGGUACUCGAUGCAGACUUCCCCACGGGCCGGGUUCUCCUCGCCGGGCCGGCCCGCCCACCAGAUGCAGGGCCCACCGUACGUCCAGUACCAGGCGGCGCCACCGCCAGCUGAGGCAUCGUCCGUCACUGCCGCCGCCGCAACCCGGCCACUUGCCUUCCAACUUCAGUCGCCUCCAAGGACAAGGCAGCAGCCCUCCAACAUGGCUGGUGAGCCCCCUCUCCUCCUAUCCUUACUCCCCUGGAUACGCUGGCCCGUGAUUGGCCCAUUAAUCCCAUUAAUUCUAUGAAUUUCUCAUUUUAGCAAGUGAAUAUAUUUCGCCUAGAUUCCUCCUUAUUCGCCAUUUUUGAUAAAUCAAGGACUAGUUUCUUUCAAUUUUCCAGUUUUUCACAUUAUUAUUUUAUUCAUUUUUAUUCAACCUAAGUGUCAAUAAUUAAAGUUCCCCAUUUUAGCAAUUUAGGCAUGUACCAACGAUAUAUCAAUUUUUUUCAUCUGAUUACACAACAGCUUUUAAUGAGUAAUGCAUGAAAAAAAACCCACCUAUGAAUUUCCUAAUUUCUUGAAUUUUAUUUUUUCCUACAUAAAUAGAUAUUAUUAAAGCUAGAAUUUCAGCCUCAAUAAUAAAGACCCACAUCGUCAAAUUUAGGGUUUUUUCCACUUAUUAGACACCAUCUUUAGUGAAUAAUCCAUGAAAGAAACCCAGCUCUCAAUUCCCUAAUUUCGUGAAAAAAAAUAUUCCUGUAUAAAUAUAUAUUAUUAAAGCUCGAGUUUUUAGCCUUGAUAACAAGGACCCACAUCAUCAAAUUUGGAGUUGUUUUCCUCUUAUUAGACACCAUAUUUAAUAAUUAAUGCAUGAAAAAGAAACCCACCUAUGAAUUUUCUAAUUUCUUGAAUUUUAUUUUUUCCUACAUAAAUAUGUAUUAUUGAAGCUUGAGUUUCAGCCUCAAUAAUAAAGACCCACAUCGUCAAAUUUGAGAUCUCUUUCCACUUAUUAGACACCAUCUUUAAUGAAUAAUGCAUGAAAAAAACCCACCUAUGAAUUUCCUAAUUUCCAGAAUUUUAUUUUUUCCAACACAAAUAUAUAUAAUUAAAGCUUGAAUUUCACCCUCAACCCACAUCAUCAAAUUUGGGAUUUUUUCCUCUUAUUAGACACCAUCUUUAAUAAUUAAUGCAUGAAAAAACUCACCUAUGAAUUUUCUAAUUUAUUGAAUUUUAGUUUUUCCAAAUAAAUAUGUAUUAGUAAAGCUAGAAUAUCAACCUAAAUACUAAAGAUCCACAUCAUCAAAUUUGGAGAUUUUUUCCUCUUAUUAGACAACAUCUUUAAUAAAUAAUCUAUGGAAAAAACCCACCCUAUGAAUUUCUUAAUUUCUUGAAUUUUAGAUUUUCCCACAUGGAUACCUGCUAUAAAAUUUAGGGUUUAAGGUUUAGGAUUUGAGAGACUCUAUGUUGUAUGGACUCUUUCAUAUUCUACUAGCUCUCUUGUUGUUUCAGAGGCACAAGUCCCCCAACAGCCACCCACAGAAGGAGCAAACACAGAGAGCUCAGAUGCUUGAGGAAGCCCCCAACCGAUGGCGGUGAACUAGCGGCACCCUCUGUCGGCUAUCGCCUUGAGAACUCUGACUACAACAAUCGUCGCACAACCGGCGACUAGAAGGAAAUAAAUGGCGGUUAACACAUUCUCUCUCUUCUUGAAUCACUUAGAGGCUGGAAUUCCUGCUGAAGAGCUGGCAACAUCUUGGAUGGGAGAGGGCAUUUGAUCAAGUGGAACCAUUUAUGACCUUGUUGUCUAUUCUUCCAUCAAUUUCUUACCCCCCCCCCCCCUCACCAUCUUGUAAUUCUUUUCCACAUUCAGGAAAAUUGGGAGUUUUCAUCCAAAAUCUGCUGAUAUUUUGGAAGAACUAG